CGUUAUAAUCUAUAUAUAUAACCCUUAUAUAUCACUCAAUAUCAAUUCACAAAUCUUCUACAUCUCUCUCUAUCUUGUACUAAACAUGGCACCAUCUAUAAGAAAAUACAAUCCAACAAUAUUUGUUUUCGCAGCAAUAAUUUUUCUUGCCGGGGCUAAUGUGCUAGUACUUGCACAAAACUGUGGCUGCCCAUCAACAGAAUGUUGCAGCCGAUUUGGUUUCUGCGGCGUAACCGAAGAGUACUGCGGCACAGGUUGCCAAGAGGGACCGUGUACUCUUCCCCCUCCUGCAAAUGAUGUUUCUGUAGCUGAGAUUGUUACAGAUGAGUUCUUUAAUGGGAUUAUUAAUGUAGCUGAUGAUGGUUGUGUCGGAAAAGGUUUUUAUUCGCGGGAGGUGUUUCUUCGAGCUUUGGAUUCGUAUCCUCGGUUCGGUAGAGUUGGUUCUGUUGAUGAUUCUAGGCGUGAGAUUGCUGCUUUCUUUGCUCAUGUUACUCAUGAAACUGGACACUUUUGCUUCAUUGAGGAAAUAAAUGGUGCAUCAAGGGACUACUGUGACGAGAACGCCACACAAUAUCCAUGCAAUCCUGACAAAGGUUACUAUGGCAGAGGACCAAUUCAACUCUCCUGGAACUUUAACUAUGGACCUGCCGGACAAAGCAUCGGAUUCGACGGACUCAACGCUCCCGAAACCGUAGCCAAUGAUCCAGUCAUUUCCUUUAAGACUGCUUUGUGGUUUUGGAUGAACAAUGUUCAACCAGUCAUCAGUCAAGGGUUCGGAGCCACCAUUAGAGCCAUUAAUGGUAAUCUUGAAUGUGAUGGUGCCAAUUCUGCCACUGUUCAAGCUCGUGUGAGAUAUUAUGUCGACUACUGUGACCAACUUGGUGUGGCUCCUGGAGAUAAUUUAACCUGUUAAACAUUGGAUAUAUUGUUGUACGAUAUUCUUCAAGGCCUUUAAAAGAAAAAUAAAUUAUCAUUUAUAUUGUUGAA
This is a messenger RNA of Mercurialis annua (annual mercury), 987 nucleotides long. Its product is annotated as endochitinase EP3. Gene Ontology annotation, biological process: carbohydrate metabolic process; cell wall macromolecule catabolic process; chitin catabolic process. Gene Ontology annotation, molecular function: chitinase activity; chitin binding. The coding region runs from base 86 to 913 and encodes 275 amino acids. NCBI's taxonomy places the organism in Eukaryota, Viridiplantae, Streptophyta, Magnoliopsida, Malpighiales, Euphorbiaceae. The transcript is spliced from 2 exons. The record is from RefSeq and is a predicted model, not a curated record.